AUGUCGUCCUACGAUGGUGGGGCCGUGGCUAGCAGCUCGUCUUCGCACUCCGCAGCAUCAACGAGUACAGCAAGUGCUCUUCCACACAGCGGGCCACUGCAACUUGCAGCUUCAGAGAUGCUCAAGCAGGAGAAGAUCAAUUCUUUAAGAUCUCAAUUGAAAAGGACCAAGAACGAUUUAAACGAGGUGGAGCGGGUGCAAAAGGCGCUCGCAGAGCUUCAAUUGCAACGCAAUGGUAUCGAUGCGGACAAGGUCGGCCACGGCAACAGUGUACUCGUGAGUGAAACCGUGCUGCCUUGCUCUGCCGGUCCGCCUCGCAUCACCACAGCUGACUCAUACUCAUCGUUCGCAAAAGACUCCACUGGGCUCGAAAGCGCUGCAAAGGCAUGUCCCAGUCUUGCAAGGCGGCGCUGGUCCACGUCUACGCAUCAAAAGAUCAGCGAUUUCUGCAGAAUCUGCAGAAGAACCAAUCGCAGCAUCGCAGGCUCUGCAAUUUCUGCAAAAUAGAAGAUCGAGCCUUGUCGAGGCGUUGAAGCGAGCAAGAGAGCAGCUGGACGCACUCGUGCUGGGCACGGAUCAAGGCGCAAGUGCAAGCUUCGAAUCACAGCAAGCUCCGCCACCGGAGUCAGUCGACGAGAAGCGUGCCCUAUCAAUAGCGAGCGGCGUAGAAGAGACCUCUGGCCAAAGCCAAGCUUCCGCCUCAGCCACUAGACUCGCCGAGCUUUUGCAGCGCCUGGGCAUCAAUCCUGACUCGGAUUCUGCAAGGGACGGGACGGACGAACAAGGUCGAGUGCUGAACGAGGAAGGUUUGCCAUUUGUGGAUCUGGUGGAGCAGGUUGGACCAGAGGACUCGACCCUGUCCCCGUCGCAAUCUACGUCGACUUUGCAGGCUGCCUCGAAUCACGCGCCUGUGCGUAGCACCUACCGGCCGCUCACUACCACGACAGCGCCAGGCAGCACACCACGAUCACGAUGGGCUGCGUCUAUAUUGGAUCGGCUGGAAGCCGAGGAAGCACAAGAAGCGCUACACCCACCUGAGGAGAAGGAGCCUGUGCACGAAGCGCACCAGAGCUUUCCCCGCGGGUUGCAGCGACAAAAAGGCAAUGCUGGUGACGCACCACAAGGACCUUUGAAUUCAUCUACUGGAUCUAGCGAAGACAGCAAAGGGGAAAGCAGGAAUGUUGAGGACCGGAUAGCAAAUACAGGUCCACCGACUCCAUCGUCUCAGAGACCGAAACCCAUCAGGUCCGCCCUCAAGCGAAGUUCUAGCGUUGGUGCCAGCGCGGAUGGCAAGGCCCCCACUAUGAUGAGAUCGCUCUCUGGACUUAGAAGAGGAUGGCUGAACCUAAAUCCAAGCAGUCCUGCAGCUGACGACGCGAAGGGCAGCUCAGAUUACAUGAGUGCAUCAACGGCGAGUCCUUUGUCUAACCCAGAUUCAGGUUCAGACCCUGCAAAGACAUCAACGAAACCCAAGAAUAGCUUUAAAUUCUUGGCUCUGAAUCCAGGAAGUCCAACGGCAAGUCCAACCUGUGGCCAGGAUGCUCUGACAGGGCCGACCCCUGGCAUCUCUGCAGCCUCGCACUCUUCAGACGAUGACGAUGUCGGAGAUAGACACGACGACCGAAUGUCACGCUCCGAGCCUGCUCUCCCUGCGCGCGUCGAGCAGAGCCCAUCCCCAUCGCAGCGUAGCGAGAAUGUCGACCGGGGCAGGGCCUCUGUUACGCCAUCCAAGAAGUCAGUAAGAAUCAAGACUCCCUCACAUUCACGCGAACGCACGCCAGGUCAAACGUCUCCAGAGCUCGUGAAGAGCAUGAGAUUCGACGAUGAUGAUUCGGUAGAACGCUCAACAGCUGCUCAGAGCCGAAAGACUAUGACGGAUGAGAAGGAGUUCAAAGGCGCGGAGGAUGAGGCUAGGAGGAUCGUAGAGCUGCUCGGGCCUGGCGUGGUCAGAGGGCACCCAUCUGCACCUGCCGACUUGGACAGGCUGGAGCAAGCGCACUUGGAAGACUCUCAAGGGGGCAUCAACGGCGCUUUGGCGUCAAGCGCCGCCAGAAUCUCGGAGGAGGCUGAACAGGCAACCAAAAAGCCUGCAAAGCCUCGUGUCAAUCCAGUUCAGCGGACCGUGAUGGAGCGGGCGCCUCGAACAAAGCCCACUGCUACACCAGUAGCGAGCUCCGACGGACCGAUCAAAAAAGAAUCUGCAUUUGCCAAGGGCUUUUUGAAUCGACCUAGCAAAGCGUUUUCUGCGUCACCUUCUUCAUCGCGCGAUGCGGCUCGUGUUGGAGCACCAGCAGGACCUUCGCAAAUCGCCGCCACUGAAACAAAUAGCGAUUCGAAGUUCGGCGAUGUCCCCCAAGCACCUAAACAGUCUUUCGGCAUGACAGCCCUUGACCGUGCCCUGCAAGCCGACGAAGACGAGCUUGCCUCUCGAGAGAAGUCAUCACUAGCAGAUGGCACCUUCUCCAAAGCGAAUUUGCUGCCUCACGCGAGACCAAGCAAGGCGUUCAAGGAAAAGAUGGAGAGGGAAGCUGAGAAGCACAAGGGCCGUGGCAAGAGAGGGGAAGAUGAGGUCUGGGACCUCAAGAGGCCGGAGGAUACAGAGGAAUACAAGGACUCGGAAGACGGCGGAGAAGGCCGUGUGAGAUUCGCAGAUAGGCCGCAAAUUGUUGGAGAAGACCCGAGCAUCCGGCCUGCGGCGUCCACCACGAAGGAGCAAUUCGUGCUCGCAAGACCCGCCAUACGGUUUGCCGAUCGAAGCGGUCGGCCAGAUGGCUCCAGCACGUCUCCAAAGCAGCUUUCUGAGAUUGAUGCGGGGGAGGACGAAGGAGGAUCCGAGCGAGAUAUCGCCUCCGAAGACGGCUCCGAGGAUCUGGUGCGCAAUUCGGAUCUGGGCUCCGAUUUUGAUGAGGAAGACAUCGAUUCGGAUUCGUCGGAGAUCGACCUUGAAGAGCUUGCGCCUACAUUGGAGAGCAUGCUGGAUGACUUUGAGUCGGCCGAGCUGGCCCGAGAGUAUGAGCUUGCCCGUGCACGCAUCAGUGCUACCAAAGCUAGACUUGGUGCGUCUGUACUGCGGGGCACUCCGACCUUAGGCAAUGACGCAGCUAGCGAUGACGACACCGACGCGGGCGACGAUGCCUACGAUGACGGAAGGGACAUUGUCAGCGCCAGACACGGAUCCACAGAAGGCCAACUCGAAGGCUCAGACGGCAAACGCAUGUCCAGGUUCAAGUCGGAAAGGUACGCAAGAGCCGCUGGAUUCACCAACGAUCGCGUUGCGCCUCACAGUCGGGAACUUAGCAUGCGUGGCAUAGCGGGAGAGAACGAGGCAGAUGCUCAAGCGGAUCAGGCAGGACACGAGUUGGCGCACUUGCUUUCCGAUGCGAGGAACGUUGGGCCGGAUGGAGCGCUGGACAUGAGCGGAUCAGGCCAAAAUCCAGUGAUGGUCUUGCCGCGCAUUGCCCCGGUGCGAUAUCCAAAGAAUGCUCGAGACCUCCUUGAUGGAUCCGCAGACGAAGAUGCGUCGUCAUUUGAAUCGGUGAAUGCGAGAGCAGCUGUGCGCAGCAGAAGAGUGGGAGCAGGAGGACCUGUCGACCUGGAAGGAGGCUCUGAAGAGGAUGAAGAAGCUGAAGAUUUGGCAGCUGUGAUGGGGGCUAGGCUAGACUUGGCGCAGCAACAGAGAGAAUCAGGAAAACUGCCCGGCACAGCGGCGCGCGGUUUCAGCACGAGAAAAGCAAGGAGCAAUGCCCAAGAUCCGCCUCUCAUUCGAAGCAAGCGCGCUGCAGCUUCUGACUUGCCAAGCUCCAAGGGGGAUGCACAAGAUGAUCAAGUCGCGAAGCCUCGGGCACCACAGAUUAUCGCAUCGAGUGCUCAGCCCGCCAUUGCAAGCCCUCUCCAUUCUGAUGCUGCGACACCUUCAGCGACAGAUGCGCAAGGAGCAGAACAACCGAAGAAGGUUUCGCGCUUCAAAGCGGCCAGGCAAGCGGCUGCGGAUUCUCGUGCCAGCUCUUGA
Molecule: messenger RNA, 4009 nt
Organism: Ceraceosorus bombacis
Lineage: Eukaryota; Fungi; Basidiomycota; Exobasidiomycetes; Ceraceosorales; Ceraceosoraceae
Source: the annotation of a GenBank genome assembly